AGCUACUAUUUAUUUUUUCUAGAAAAAUCAAAUUUAAACACUGAACAGCGGAACCCUGCCUAGACUAGGCUCGUUUGCAGUGCGCGGAUCAACUUCCGUUCUCGCCGUCGCCGCACAGAGCGUAACAGCCACCGUCAAAUCUCGCCGUCAGUCAGAUUGACCUGAGGAUGGAAUACGUCAGCCCAGAAGGACUUCGACUGGAUGGUCGCAGACCCAUGGAGAUGCGACAAAUUCGUGCAGAAAUUGGUGCUGUAUCCAAAGCAGAUGGUUCUGCCAUGUUUGAGAUGGGUAAUACAAAAGUUAUUGCUGCUGUCUAUGGCCCUAGAGAGGUGCAAAAUAGGAGCCAAAUAACCAACCAUGCUCUGGUUCGGUGUGAGUACAGCAUGGCUAAUUUUAGCACUGGAGAUCGCAUGAGGAAAUCAAAGGGUGACAGGAGAUCAACUGAAAUUUCCCUGGUUAUUCGGCAAACCAUGGAAGCAUCUAUAUUGACACAUCUAUUGCCUCGAUCUCAGAUAGAUAUAUAUGUCCAAGUUCUCCAAGCAGAUGGAGGAACUAGAUCUGCUUGUAUAAAUGCUGCAACUUUGGCCCUUGCCGAUGCUGGGAUCCCUAUGCGUGAUCUUGUAACAUCCUGUAGUGCCGGAUACCUUAACAGCACAAGUCUGCUUGAAGACAGUGCUGGAGGUCCUGAUGUAACCCUAGGAAUUCUGCCAAAGUUGGAUAAAGUGACACUGCUUCAGAUGGAUUCUAAACUACCAAUUGACAUUUUGGAAAAUGUUAUGCAACUGGCAAUUGAAGGCUGCAAAGCAAUAGCAAACUACAUUCGAGAAAUUUUGUUGGAGAACACAAAGCAACUGGAGUAUCGACGAGGUGUAUAGUUUUUAUAGCAGAAAUGAUGCUAUGAUUAUUAUUACCUGUGGUCACGGUUUUCCAGAUUUGUAGGUCCGUUCUUUCAGCAUUUGUGCUUUUUUUCGUUAUGGAUGAGAAUUCUCUUGUAUUUACGUGAAACAAUUUUGUUUUUAGCAUACGGUGCUGAAUAAAACGGAAAUUUGUUGUAGAAUUCGUUUCUCAUUUCUGUCACCUUAUCACUAUGAAUAAAAGGUAGCAAAAUUAUGAUUUA
Molecule: messenger RNA, 1117 nt
Organism: Vigna angularis (adzuki bean)
Lineage: Eukaryota; Viridiplantae; Streptophyta; Magnoliopsida; Fabales; Fabaceae
Product: exosome complex component RRP41 homolog
Exons: 12
Coding region: 168-875 (235 amino acids)
Biological process (GO): nuclear mRNA surveillance; U4 snRNA 3'-end processing; rRNA catabolic process
Cellular component (GO): nucleolus; cytoplasmic exosome (RNase complex); nuclear exosome (RNase complex)
Source: RefSeq, a predicted model, not a curated record